AUGAAGAGAAGGCCUCUGCCACCUAAUCUCAAGCUCUCUCUCCCUCCUCCUGAUCAAGUUUGUCCUUCCAAAUUUCUGACAGAGUUUGGGGCGUUUAAGGAUGGCGAUUUGUUGGUCGACAAAAAUGGAGUUCGACUUGUCUCACAAUCCCAAGCUGAAGCUGCAGCCAUAGCUCAACCAUCAGAGUCAGAGAACCUAUUGAGCUUAGAUGACUUUGAAGCAAUUAAGGUUAUUGGUAAGGGAAGUGGUGGUGUUGUGCACCUGGUUCGACACAAAUGGACCGGACAAUUUUUCGCUCUCAAGAUAAUUCAAAUGAAUGUAGAAGAGGCUGCCCGAAGGCACAUUGCACGAGAGAUAAAAAUCAACCAAUCGUCACAAUGCCCGUACAUCGUUGUAUGUUACCAAUCUUUUUACAAUAAUGGCGCGGUUUCCUUGAUCUUGGAAUACAUGAAUGCUGGUUCUCUUGCCGAUUUUCUCAAGAAGGUUCACAUUAUUCCGGAACCUUACCUGGCCGCAAUUUGUAAACAGGUACUCAAAGGCCUGUGGUAUCUUCAUCAUGAGAAGCACAUUAUUCACCGAGACCUGAAGCCAUCGAAUCUGCUAAUAAACCACACAGGUGAAGUGAAGAUUACCGAUUUUGGUGUUAGUACUAUUCUGGCUAGCACGUCAGGUCUAGCCGAUACGUUCGUCGGCACAUAUAUUUACAUGGCUCCAGAGAGAAUAAGUGGGAGCAACUAUGGUUAUAGAAGUGAUAUGUGGAGCCUCGGUUUGGUUUUGCUAGAGUGCGCGAUGGGUCAUUUCCCUUACUCACCACCAAAUCCACAAGGAUGGAAAGCUUUCUAUGAGAUUAUUGAUACUAUUGUCGAUCAACCGGCGCCUUUUGCACCUCCUGAUGUAUUUUCUCCCGAGUUUUGUUCGUUUAUAUCUGCCUGUGUGCAGAAAGAUCCUAAAGAUAGACUUUCUGCAAAUGAGCUAAUGGCGCAUCCUUUCAUAGCUAAGUACGACUAUCUUGACAUUGAUCUCGCUCUUUACUUCACCAUUGGAGGACCUUCGUGCGCCGCAGCGUAA
Striga hermonthica is the source of this 1068-nucleotide messenger RNA. Lineage: Eukaryota; Viridiplantae; Streptophyta; Magnoliopsida; Lamiales; Orobanchaceae. The record is from the annotation of a GenBank genome assembly.